Messenger RNA from Beta vulgaris subsp. vulgaris (sugar beet), 1855 nucleotides. Its product is annotated as omega-hydroxypalmitate O-feruloyl transferase. The record is from RefSeq and is a predicted model, not a curated record. Gene Ontology annotation, molecular function: acyltransferase activity, transferring groups other than amino-acyl groups. The transcript is spliced from 3 exons. Lineage: Eukaryota; Viridiplantae; Streptophyta; Magnoliopsida; Caryophyllales; Amaranthaceae. Bases 211 to 1512 code for a protein of 433 amino acids.
UUGAACCUAAAAAGGCUUUUUCAAGAGAUUGUAGAAGUGUACCUUCAUCUGCUCUGUUCUAUAUAUAUAAUUGCAACUUAUUUCACCUAAUAGUCAUAUUAAACUCCACUUUCUAUGCAUAUCUAAGCUACUACUACUAAUUUCUCAUCUAACACCCCCCUUAGUCUCUGAAAUCCGAAUCACUUGAUAAAAUUAAGAUUUUUCUGUAAAAUGGGGAGUGCUUGUAAUGUUAAUUUGGAGCUUACAGUAAAGAAAGAUGAGCCUACAAGAGUCCCACCAAUGGAGGAAACUGAAAAAGGACAUUACUUCCUAUGCAACUUGGACCAAAACAUAGCUGUUAUUAUGAGGACGAUCUACCUGUACAAGUCAGAAGAGAAGGAAACUAUAGAUGUUGCUAAAGUUAUCAGAGAAUCAUUGUCUAAGGUUCUUGUGCAUUUCUACCCUCUUGCGGGGCGGUUAACGAUCAGUCCUGAAGGAAAGUUGAUUGUUGAUUGCACGGGAGAAGGGCCUUUUUUCGUCGAAGCAGAGGCAAAUUGCUCUGUGAUGGAGAUGUUAGGCAUAGCUAGUGCUGAUCCUAUGGUACUGAAAAACCUUGUAUAUGAAGUUCCUGGUGCCAAAAACAUCAUUGAGACUCCUACUUUUACUGUUCAGGUUACAAAGUUCAAGUGUGGAGCCUUUUCAGUAGGCAUGGCCAUGAACCAUUGUAUGGCUGAUGGAAUUUCUGCAGUGGAGUUCAUCCAUUCAUGGGGUGAAAUAGCGCGAGGAUUACCCCUAAGCCUCCCACCAGCUCUAGACAGGACUAUCCUCAGUGCACGAAACCCACCUAUGAUCGAAUUCCCACAUAAUGAAUUUCUUGAUAUUCAAGACAUAUCAAAAACCCAUGAACUCUACGACGAAGAAAUGAUGUAUCGUUCUUUCUCUUUCAACCCUGAGAAGCUAGUACGAUUAAAGAACAAAGCCUUAGAACACGGAGUUUUAACCAAGUGUACUACUUUCGAGGCAUUAACAGCCUUGGUCUGGAGAACGCGAUGCAAAGCUCUAAGGAUGAAUCCUGAUCAACAAACGAAGCUUCUGUUUGCAGUUGAUGGGCGCUCUAGAUUCAAUCCUGAAUUGCCUAAGGGUUUUUUUGGGAACGGGAUUGUUCUGACUAACGCGCUCUGCAAAGCAAGAGAUCUACUUGACGAACCUUUGUCACACGCGGUAGAGUUAGUUCAAGGAGCAGUUAAGUUGGUUACUGAUAGUUACAUGAGAUCUGCCAUAGACUACUUUGAGAUGACAAGGGCUAGGCCUUCUCUUAAUGGUACACUAGUGAUCACAGCUUGGUCUAGAUUAGCAUUUCAUUCCCCUGACUUUGGAUGGGGUGAGACGAUUUACACGGGGCCUGUUGGCUUGCCUGAGAAAGAGGUCGCAUUGUUUCUCCCUAGUGGAGAGGAUAGGAAAAGCAUAAGUGUGAAUCUUGGAAUGCCAGCAUCUGCUAUGAAGGUAUUUGAGGAAGAAGUCAUGCAGAUUUAACAAGCUCAAAAAGUUAUUGGCCUGGUCUUGCUGUUUAUUGAAAGAUAUAUAUAUGUUUGUAUUAUGGUACAUAAGCUCAGAUAUUGGUAUAUAUACAGAUAUGGAAUUUCGUUCUGAUGACGGUAUAAGAUCCUUUCGUCAGGUUUCAGUUUCUCAUUGAAACUUAGGUGUUUAAUUAAGAUUGGAGUGAAAUUACACAAAUAAUCAAAUCUAUGUUUAUGUUGUGUAUCAUAUGUGAUAUAAUAAAUCAUAUUAUGUAUUGACAAAUAGAUCAUAUUAUGUAUUGACAACCACUUAAAUAAAUAAAUGUGAAUGAGAUACAUUGCACAAUGUGUUUGAUUAA